Penicillium subrubescens is the source of this 1359-nucleotide messenger RNA. RefSeq lists its product as uncharacterized. Bases 1 to 1359 code for a protein of 452 amino acids. Lineage: Eukaryota; Fungi; Ascomycota; Eurotiomycetes; Eurotiales; Aspergillaceae. The record is from RefSeq and is a predicted model, not a curated record. The transcript is spliced from 2 exons.
AUGGCUGGUUUCAAUCCUUUCCGCGCCAGAAAUCCUGACGGUAGCUCCGCUGGUGCCACGACAUCACCAUCAAUCCCUGACAAUGUGUCGCUCGACAUCUUCACCAAACCAGCUUCAUCGGUGCCUACGCAGCUGCCCAACGGUUAUCCCAAAAAACCUUCGUUGUCGCUUGAACUUGAGACCGAUGACUCGACAUCAUCAGACGAGCAGACCGCGGAUCCGUUCAAUCCCGACUCUUCCGUGAGCGACACUGACAACGAGCCUGGCCACGAUGGAAAUAUUCAGCGGAGAAGCUCCACGAGCUCGGCGCUUGAUGAUCGCCCGCGAGAAUUCUUUGGGUCUUCUCCACACCCAGCUCCAUCCGCUGAUGGGUCGACGGCCACGCCAUCGUUCAACUUGCCAUUUGUACCUACUACUACACAGACGAUUCGGUCAGGAUCAGAGAUUAGACUGGGCUCGGGCUCAAGCACACUGCAAGAAAUCGUUCCACCACCGGUGACUCGGGAUGGGGGCCAGACACAAACAUCUCGAUCUCCACCGGAACCAGGCACCAAUACAUCACCCCCAAGUCGGGCCAACAAAGAAAAGAAGCCACCACCUCCCCCGCGAAGUCAUCACGGCAAACGAAUUAGCACAUCUACGAAUGCUACAGCUAACACGAGAGUCAAUGCCGCUUCUUCGUCUUCCCACACCUCACCACCUCGAUCUACUAACCGCCUCUCAUACCAUGCCUCGUCCCCAGAGAGCCAGAUCUCUACUCGCCGGGCUGGCACCCCCAAUGCUAGCUCGACAAGCCAGGCCACAGGGGCAGACUACUUCUCCUUCUCGGUUUCUUCCGAGGACCAGCAGCGCGCACGAGCACCGCACUCGAGCUAUCCCGCCGAAUCCGUCCAGCGCAGUGCCUCUCAACACUCCCAGCAUAAACGUCCACCCACACCCCCUCUUAGUCGCCGACAUAGCCAGAUGCGACGGUCCAAGUCUAUACAGUCCAAGUCAAGCGGCAGCCGUUUGACCAUGUCGUCGCGUGAUUCCGAGAGCACCGACAGCUCAGGACCCCCCAGCCCAGGCCCCUCCACCCGCUCUGUGGCCUCGUCUAUAUCAGAUCGCAAGCGCCUCAGCAUGCCACCACCCUCUUCCUCUAGGUCCAGGGAGAGGGAAGCAGAGCCACGUCCUGCUCCCGGGCAUUCCCUAUCACCAGACUCCCUCUCACCACCCCCCACAACCACCAGAUCAAAUCCUCCCCCCACCCGAUCGCCGUGCCUCUUCACACGGCAGUAUACUGUCCGGCGGCUCGCUCGCUUCUGCAGCACCACCGCCCCCGCCACCUCCGCGCCGCGCGCGAGACUCUACUUCCCGUAG